AAAAAAUAAGGUAUUUAAAAGAUCUAAUUAACCGGAUAAGUUAAUUUCAUUUAAAUUAAAUUUUUUUAUAAUUAUCUUUAGAUUACAAAUAAAAUAUUUACAUACUUUAGGAUUCAAUGUGUGAAUUUAAAUAAUAAUAAUUAUUUGGAAAUAUAAACACUUAUGAAAUAUGUCAUCCGAAACUAAUAGAGAUGGAACUGUGAUUUUACCGGACAAAUCCACCGUAGAAACUUUUUCCGAAACUUCUGUGCAAGCCGAUGAUUCUGAGCAUCAAAACGGUGCAGAUGACUCUACGGGAACAAACCAAAAUCAUGAUCCCCAACAAUCACAGCCUGAAUCGACUAACACAGAAAAUAAAAAUUUUUUCAAGGGAUGGAAGAAAACCAUUUUCGGGGAUGAUUCUUCAAAUAUUAAAGUUACUUUUCAUGUUUACUUACCUUCCUUUGAAUUUUUUGAAGGUUAUCCUAUUGUUGUUGGUAAUAUCGAAGAAUUAGGCAAUUGGGAAAAUCCGAUUGUUAAACUAAAACAACAGAAAGGUGAAUAUUUGCACUUUAAAUCUAAUUAUUGGUAUUCAGAUCCAAUUUCCAUACCACUUGAGAGAUUCAAUAAUUAUGAAGUCAAGUAUAAAUAUGCGUUCUUCAUCCCGAAGCCAAAAAUUGAGGAAAAAUCAAAAUUUUCUUUAUUUACCAAAUCCAAAUCUGACAAAAAUGAGGACGCUUUAGAUAAAAAGAAAAAAAAUAACAACGAUGAAAAUAAUAAUCCUGAUGAUUCAUCUGUAACGCAAGAAAGCCGUGAAGACGGAGAGGAUCAAGAAAAUAAUAAUAAAAAUAAGAAUGAUGAAAAGAAAGAAGAUGGUGAUGAUAAAGCAAAUGAUCCUAAAAAAUCAAAAUUUUCUUUAUUUACCAAAUCCAAAUCUGACAAAAAUGAGGAUGCUUUAGAUAAAAAGAAAAAAAAUAACAACGAUGAAAACAAUAAUCCUGAUGAUUCAUCUGUAACGCGAGAAAGCCGUGAAGACGGAGAGGAUCAAGAAAAUAAUAAUAAAAAUAAGAAUGAUGAAAAGAAAGAAGAUGGCGAUGAUAAAGCAAAUGAUCCUAAAAA
Messenger RNA from Rhizophagus irregularis DAOM 181602=DAOM 197198, 1098 nucleotides. The record is from RefSeq and is a predicted model, not a curated record. NCBI's taxonomy places the organism in Eukaryota, Fungi, Glomeromycota, Glomeromycetes, Glomerales, Glomeraceae.